AUGCCUGGUUCCGUCGCAUCAGCCUUCCACAGAUCGUCUGCACCAUACCCGAUCGAUCCCGCCUCUCGAGGCGUCAAGCGAAGCCGUUCCCCGGACGAGUUCCGGGACUCGGGGCGACCAGGGUCAGCUGGUAAUGACGGUGGUGACAAUCCCAAGAAAAGAGGUAGAACGAUGAAGUCCAGACCAUCUGGGGGCGUACCCGAGGCUGCGGCCGCCACGCCCAUCCCGCCUGUUCAACCUCUCCCUCAGACGAUUCCUCCGCAAACACCACAAAGCCAGAAUGCGCCCUUGCCAGCGCAAACGCCCACCUACGCCCCUCCUCAAACGUCGCCUCCCAAAUCGACUCCCAAGUCAACGCUGAAAGCGCUCCCCACGGUACGCGACCACACAACUGACCAGUUGGGCCCUGGUGGGGAUGAGUACCUCCCACGCGAGAUCGAUGAGGCCGGCGAGAAGAAGGUUCUGCCUAAUGGCCAGCUUACUGGGAACCGCGAGUAUCGAUGCCGGACCUUCCACGUUCCGAAUCGUGGCGACAAACUGUUCAUGCUCGCCACUGAAUGUGCGCGCGUUCUUGGAUACAGAGAUUCGUACUUGCUCUUCAACAAGAACAGGUCGCUCUACAAGAUUAUCGCCAGCCAGGUGGAGAAGGAUGACCUAGUAGCCCAGGAAAUCCUCCCCUUCUCGUAUCGCUCGCGCCAGAUUGCUAUCGUGACAGCAAGGAGCAUGUUCCGUCAAUUCGGAAGCAGGGUCAUCGUGAACGGGAGGAGGGUCCGAGACGACUACUGGGAGACGAAGGCGCGCAAGCAGGGUUUUACCGAGGCCGAUCCGGCGGGCGAGAAGCGGCCUGGCGCUUCAAAGGCCCGCGAGGCCGAAGCUAACCACAACGCAUCUCUGUUAGGGGCGCCUCAUGGGGAGAUCGUUUACAGCACCACCCCGGGUCAGUUCGGCGGUGCGCCCCAGCCGCAACUGGUUCAACCAGGUAUGAUUGGAGCGCCGCCAGGAAGCUCGACAAGAAUGCCCGUGAUAACACUAGGACCAGAUUACAACGAUACCCGGAGCCGGGAUUACUCCAGCAUCUUGAAGACGGGCCCACGUCAGGAGAUCACUGGACCGCCCUAUCAGGAUCGGAUCCAGCCCACCCCGAUAGCAGAGCUGCACGCCCAGGCCCAUCAUGCGGCCGACUACAACCGGUCGGUCAACCAGCAGCGAGAGAUUCGCGGUGAUUACAUGCAGAGUGUCUGGCGGAGGCCGCACGAGCAGCCUCCUCCGACAACAAUGAGCCAGUCGGCCAGCACGACCGAUGCGUCGGCGUCAGCAAGCCGCCCGGCGACGACGACGGGCAUGCAGCAACCCGGCAUCGUUCCUAACCAAAGUCCGCAAAUGAUGAUGACGGCAGCGCCAUAUUCGCAAUCCAUACACGCGCAGAACCCGGUCGGCCAAGGCGCGUUGAGAGGUAUGGCCCAAGAUCCAGCUCAGAGCGCUUCAAGACCAACAUAUCCGUCUUCAGGCUCCGCUGGGACCAUGCCGCAAACGUCCCAGAACUACAGCUACACGCAGAACCAGAUGUGGCCGCCGACGCCGCAGACCCCACAGCAUGGUUAUUCUGCCUACACGACGAGUCAGUCCCAACCGUCUCCUCAUCCACAGCAGUCGCCGGCACCGCAGAUGCGCCACUCGAGCGCGACGAGCCAAGUGCAGCCGGGCGGCAUGUCUUACCCGGGAAUGCCGGGCAUGGGUCAGGGGUAUGGGACGAGCGCCGCCACCGCCCAGGGAAUGUAUCCCGCCGAUCAGACACCGCGCCAGUACAUGCACCAGAACCCGCAAGCACCGGCCGUUACGCAGGCGUGGUCUCAGCAGCAGACCCCCGCGCAGUGGUGGACAAACCAGCCGCAAUGA
Canariomyces notabilis is the source of this 1896-nucleotide messenger RNA. RefSeq lists its product as uncharacterized. The transcript is spliced from 3 exons. The record is from RefSeq and is a predicted model, not a curated record. Lineage: Eukaryota; Fungi; Ascomycota; Sordariomycetes; Sordariales; Chaetomiaceae. Bases 1 to 1896 code for a protein of 631 amino acids. Gene Ontology annotation, cellular component: nucleus; RSC-type complex. Gene Ontology annotation, molecular function: chromatin DNA binding.